CGCGCCGCUGAAGGACGCAGAUGGCGCCACAGAUUUUCCGAGCGCUCUUCUCCUCGGCAGACUGUAAACACUCGGCUGCUUUGGGAUUACUGGGGAAGAACUGCCCGCUGGCGUCCUUCAGCUCGUCCCCAGAACGGAGUAAUGAGCGAAAUCUUGCGCGGCUGGCCAAAACUGACUCCUGCAUCCCGUUACCAUGUGGGAGCGGUGCCUUUAUGCCGACACACCUCCGCGGAGUGCGUGACUUCUGCGGAAUAGAGAACUGCCUGUGUCUGAGAACCAAGACCAUGAGUGAGCCCCAGGAGCAUGCUGAUGAUGUUGGCCUGAUAACACAUCAGGACCUGUCAGAGACCCUGAAGGAGGAAGACCCUCACAGCCCUUCACACUUCAGGGUUCAGUUGAUAGAUGACCUGUCCUACGAGGAUGUAAAGAAAUGUUACAGGGGCUCGACUGUCAGCAAGUACAACUCGCAGUACCACAAACUAUUUCAGAAUGUGCCCAAAGAGGAGAUCCUCAUGAAGGUGUACUCUUGCGCUUUGCUGCGUGACAUUCUCCUGCAAGGCCGACUCUACAUCUCCAGAAACUGGCUAUGCUUCUAUGCCAACCUCUUUGGCAAGGACAUUAAGGUGGCCAUCCCUGUAGUUUCCGUGCGGCUCGUAAAGAAGCACAAGACAGCUGGGCUGGUCCCCAAUGGCCUGGCUAUCACUACAGACAGCAGCCAAAAGUAUGUAUUUGUAUCUCUGCUGUCCAGAGACAGCGUGUACGACGUGCUGAGGCGGAUCUGCACACACCUACAGGUCAAUGGCAAGAAGAGCCUCAGCCUCAAACAGUACAUGGAAGAGCCCACCUCCUUGUCUCUGGAUGAGUUCCCUGUCCCUGAUGAGUACCCUGUGACUGUAGAUGAGUUCACUCCAGUGCUGAAGUGGAGGAGAAAGCCUUCAGUGGCAUCCGUCUCCUCUUCCCUGCCUGACCUACUGGGCAACUCCACCAGCAGCCUCAGUCCUGUGGACACUCCUUUCCAGCCUGAAGAGCCUCUAGAGGAGAGAGGUCUAGAGGCUGAAAAGAUCCUCCUCACAGAGCCAGUACCUGAACUGGGCCAGAUGGAGUACCAGCUGCUGAAGUUCUUCAUCCUGCUAAUUAUCCUCCUCAUCCUGUCCUCCUGUUACCUGGCAUUCCGUGUGUGUAGUCUGGAACAGCAGCUCUCUUUCCUCAACAGCAACACAGCACUCCCGCUGCGGGAGAGAUAACUGUGGCUGAAAGGACAACUUUCCCUGCACUGGUCACCUGAAGACUAUGCAAACUGACUGUUAUUUAUUGCUAUAGUGAAACAGAGCCACAGACCCCUUUGACUGUGGGGUUGUUUAAAGGACUGAAUGAAGACAGUAGGUAUGACAGCAAACACUGAUGCACGCCAUUCUGUGCUGCUGGACAGCAGAGGACAUGAAGACAGUGCUGGACACAGAAUAUUGGACUGUGGUCACUUAAUGCACACAAUGGCAUCAGUUUCCCCUAAUAAGAGCCACUGGUCACAGCACAUUCAUUUGUUUUAAAGGACUUAAAGCAAUACAAAAUGAAAAUACAGGCUUUGUGUGCAGGAAGAUUAUCAGAUUUAACUGCAUAUUCAAAAGAAUUAGCGAAGAAAAUGUUUGUGCUCUCAUAAGCAAUGUUACAAAUGAAGGCAGUUAAUCUGCUCAGCCACAUGUAUUUAUGUUCGUAUGCUAAUUUUUAAUCUUUACUGCUGUCUACAGAAUUAUUACAGACACACGCCAUAUUGAUGUAGAAAUUACAAAUGGAUCACACCAGUAUGAGUUAAGAAGGUAUUUCAAAUAAGCAAAUAUGAUUUGCCCUUAAUCUGCAAAGAGCUGGACUUUUUAUAAUAUCCUCAAGUUGUAGCUUGUGCUGAAUCUCUUUUUCUCAGGAUACAUAUUACAAUUAAUAUGAAUUAUAGCAAUAGCAAAUAUCGUUCAUCAGCCACAUUUACAGACGUCAGCAGUAAGAUGCUGAGGCCUGACAGGUCUAAUACGUUACAUAUAGAGUCACUGAGACACAAAUACAUUGAGUUCAUCUUUUGAGCAAGAAGAAACAGAAUUUUUUAUUCAGUUUUCAUUUUUUUUCCAGCAGUUGUCACUGUACUGUGCUGUUUUCCGGUCAAUAUGUAAACAGUCCUAAUCCUGCUCAUUUCACACUGUUUAACCGUAACUAUUGACCCUCCACAUGAUAUAAACUGUGUAUGCAUUUCAUGUCAACAAAUACAAUGUGUAUUAAGCCAUACUUGAGGCACAGCUGUGCUGUUUUCAGGGCUUAGCCUAUAAAAGGAUGUCAUUUUGCACCUCUGAUAUAGAUGAGUAAUGUCAGAAACCUACUAAACUGAAGCAUUUUGAGGGUUACAUUUAACCCUGAUGAAAAAUCUAAGGAUAUUUGAGCAGAUCCUCCACAGCCAUUAAACCUUCCCACCAACUCUGUUCUACUCAUAUAAAGGCUGUUCUCUCUUAAAAAGUAGAGUUAUUAAGAGCUUAAACUGGAAUAUUGUGAUUAAGUUUAAGUAGUUUUUUUCUGUGAAUGAAUAAAUUUCCAAGAAAUGAAAAGUGGCGAAGUAUCCUCUUCGGUCUCGGUAGUGAGUUGUGAAAUAGUGUGAAUAUUAUUAAAUAAAUAUUUGAUGAUAAAAAGCUGUCUAUUUUGAAUAAGAGAAAUAUAGCAGAUCCAAAUAGUAACAAGUCCUAUAAAGCAGUGUUUGACCAAAAAGCUGCUUUUCAUGUCAACUGACCUUUUCUUUAAAUUAAAUUGUGGAGUGAGUGCAAAGUUA
Molecule: messenger RNA, 2800 nt
Organism: Pygocentrus nattereri (red-bellied piranha)
Lineage: Eukaryota; Metazoa; Chordata; Actinopteri; Characiformes; Serrasalmidae
Gene: gramd2aa
Product: GRAM domain containing 2Aa
Exons: 12
Coding region: 21-1244 (407 amino acids)
Biological process (GO): regulation of store-operated calcium entry
Cellular component (GO): endoplasmic reticulum membrane; organelle membrane contact site; extrinsic component of cytoplasmic side of plasma membrane
Molecular function (GO): phosphatidylinositol-4,5-bisphosphate binding
Source: RefSeq, a predicted model, not a curated record